CUCGUUGUUUGUUUACAGCCGGAGGACUUCCUGUCUGUGUGUGUGGCUUUGUAAGUUUGUUACACAGGAAGCUAACUGGGUAAAUUAAACUUCUUAAGUCGGCUGUCAAGAUGGGAUGUGAUGGUGGCACGAUUCCUAAAAGACACGAGUUGGUUAAAGGGCCCAAAAAAGUCGAGAAGGUCGAUAAGAAUGCAGAGCUGGCCGCCAGGUGGAAGUACUGCGCCUUGAGCCAGGAAAGACUCAGACGCCCCAUCGUUUCCUGUGACCUGGGGAGGCUCUACAACAAAGGUGCCGUCAUUGAAUAUCUUCUGGAUAAGUCCGCUGAGAGACCCAAUACAGAGGCCGUGGUCCACAUCCGUGGGACAAAGGAUAUCAAGGAGCUGCACUUGACCGAUAAUCCCGAGUGGGAGGGAGAAAGAAGAAACGCUAAAGGAGACCGUUACGAGGACAUCCUCAAAGGCAUGUUCAUUUGCCCUGUUGUCGGGUUGGAGAUGAACGGCAAGCACAGGUUUUGUUACCUACAAACCUGUGGCUGUGUCUUUUCUGACCGGGCCCUGAAGGAGGUCAAGACAGAAAUCUGCCACAAGUGUGGGGACCCAUUUAAAGGGGAGGACCUCAUUGUGCUCAAUGGCACCAAGGAGGAGGUGGAGAAGCUGCGGGAGAAGAUGGAAGAGAGGCGAGCCAGACCCAAACCCAAAACAAAGAAAUCAAAGAAGAGCAAAGAAGCUGAAACCGAAACCGUGUCUGCACCAUCAGAUGUGGCCGGACCCUCCGGAUCGUCCUCCAGCUCCUCGGAAGACACAAAGUCUGCGACGGCCUCCGCCAGCAAGAGGUCCGUCCAGGAAAUGGAGGAGAAGUCGGAGGUCUUCAAGUCACUGUUCACGAGCCACAGCUCCGCCAAGCGCACGAAGGAGCAGACGUCCAACUGGGUUACCCACACCCCGUAUCACUUCUAGUGCAAGGGUGCGGCGGUUUUUAGAUUGUGACCCAUUGAAAGACAGAUUACCACACACACAGACACACGGGCACAUACACACACAAUCACACAUUUACCCACAUGACCUUUAAUAAUGUCACCGAGAUUCCCUGCUCGUCUCUUCAGUCCCCAGUAGCUCAGUGUUUACAUGUUGUGAACAUUUUGUUAAUGACUCCCCAAGCUGUUCCGUGUCUUUGUUUUGAAACCUAAAUCCUCCCCCACGUAUUAACCCUCCCUCCCUGCAUCAAUGUGCUCUCGGUCACAGGUGCUUGGAGAAUUGAUGCCAGGGAGACAUCACUGUCACUCUGCUGCCACAUAGUGGACAGCCUGGUCGCACCGUGCAGACUAUAUUUAUCAAGGUUAGCAGGAGGAAUCUCAGAUAAUUUUGGUUUUAUUGGUCUUUGGACUUUGUAUUUCUUUGAAAGUUUUGUUAGGAAGUGGAUCACAAUAUGAAAAACAUCUUAUUUAUUGAAGCCUUCAAUGCGCAUGAAUCAACAUAAACUAAAGACAAACGCAGCGUUAACAGGGCGAUAGGAAACUGGCUCUUAACUCGGUUCUCGUCCUCACUUUGAACAUCACAAGCUUAAAUAUUUUUCAAAUUAUUUUUUCUUACAGCUGACUAUUUGUCAGUUUGUGACCAUCUACGUGUAGGGAAGUUGAAUUCUAAUGUUUUCUACACAAUCUUCAGACAGCUGAAGUCUGGCAUUUGUUUCUCUUUGCUUUAUUUCACAUAUUAUGAUCAAAUGUCAAAAUAAAUUUCUAUUCAAUCACA
Scophthalmus maximus (turbot) is the source of this 1748-nucleotide messenger RNA. It is a transcript of the gene rtf2, whose product is annotated as replication termination factor 2. The record is from RefSeq and is a predicted model, not a curated record. Gene Ontology annotation, cellular component: nucleus. The transcript has 8 exons. Gene Ontology annotation, biological process: site-specific DNA replication termination at RTS1 barrier; mitotic DNA replication termination. Lineage: Eukaryota; Metazoa; Chordata; Actinopteri; Pleuronectiformes; Scophthalmidae. The coding region runs from base 111 to 956 and encodes 281 amino acids.